AUGGGCAUCAUCACGAGCACGAGCACAAGGACGGGCACGAGCAUCCACAUCACUCCCAUGAGCAUAAGUCGUCUCACGAACAUGAGCAUUCUCACGAGCAUCAGCAGUCUCACGAACAUCAACAUUCUCACGAGCAUCAUCAUUCACAUUCGACCGGAGCGCACAUCGAAGGGGCCCAUUCACACUCGGAAGCAACUGAGGAGGGACUUUGUCGAGAGGGGGUUCACUGUGGGAAUAGGGGGACCAGUUGGCACAGGCAAGACGGCUCUCAUGCUCGCUCUCUGCCGGACCUUCCGGGACAAGUACAGCAUCGCCGCAGUCACGAACGACAUCUUCACCCAAGAGGACGGCGAGUUCCUGGUGCGAAAUGGCGCCCUGCCAGCGGAGCGCAUCCGCGCCGUCGAAACGGGGGGGUGCCCUCACGCCGCAAUCCGUGAGGACAUCAGCAUCAACUUGGGGCCGUUAGAGGACCUCACAGCGAAGUUCCAUGCUGACAUUCUGCUCUGCGAGUCUGGGGGAGAUAAUCUUGCGGCCAACUUCAGCCGGGAGCUGGCCGACUACAUCAUUUACAUCAUCGACGUGGCGGGGGGUGACAAGAUUCCGCGCAAGGGGGGGCCCGGUAUUACACAGGCCGAUUUGCUGGUAAUUAAUAAGACAGAUCUUGCGGAGGCGGUGGGGGCUGAUCUGGGCGUCAUGAGGCGGGACGCCCUCAAGAUGCGCGACGACGGACCUUUUGUCUUCGCACAGGUGAAGCACAACGUCGGGGUGAAGGAGGUUGCAGAUCACGUGUUGGCGGCUUGGGCAGCAGCAACUCAUGGAACCGUGAAACAGUGACCGGAGCGGAGCCUCAGGACGCCAUUAUUGGUAUCCUUUAUCGGUAAGGUUCGUAACGGGUGGGGAAGACCAUUAUACGUUUGACUCAUGCGAGUCGGCAAGGGAACGGUCGUAAGCGCUUGAUCUUUAUUAUUGUUUAUUGGACCUGGCCGUGACAUGACUAGGACAUUCAUUCGAGACAUGCAGCCAGUAUGAUCAGACUGUAAGACGAGACUCCAGAAGAAUGUAAAUAGAUAGUGGUCUAGGAGGGACACAAAGGCUGAUUGCGGAUGUCAGAACCGUCGCUGACCUUCGCUCACGCUCUUUGCAAGUUUGUCAUCAAAGUAGGUUAGUUCAACCCAGGCCCGGCAAAGGAACGGUACGUUACAGGCCGUCAGCCUUUCGGCCUCUAGUUAUGGAGCCUUCGGCCUAAUGUGCAGGCUAGGCUAGUAGAAAUCAGCAAGGCCAGCCUGUCUUCCUGAUUUUGGUCGGCAUGAUGUUGAACCGAGGAUCUUUUGCGUCAUGUCUAAUCAGAAAGGAGGGACUGUUGCUUUUUAAAUUUUAUUCAUCAGUCAGUCAUGGACUUCAGUC
Klebsormidium nitens is the source of this 1404-nucleotide messenger RNA. Lineage: Eukaryota; Viridiplantae; Streptophyta; Klebsormidiophyceae; Klebsormidiales; Klebsormidiaceae. The record is from the annotation of a GenBank genome assembly.